Molecule: messenger RNA, 2033 nt
Organism: Ceratotherium simum simum (southern white rhinoceros)
Lineage: Eukaryota; Metazoa; Chordata; Mammalia; Perissodactyla; Rhinocerotidae
Source: RefSeq, a predicted model, not a curated record
GCCGCAAGCCUGUGGGGCGGUUCGUGGGGUGGCCCAAAGCAGGAUGAAGUUUUGCCGGGGACCGGCCCUGCCCGGCGCGAGCCAAUGGCAGGGGAGAACCGGCAGGAGCGAGCACCGCCCACCGCGAGCCCUCGGGGGCGGGGCCUGCCCAGGGGCGGGGCCACGGCCGAGGGCGGGGUAGGGAGGCAGCAUGCUAAACCGGGUGCGCUCGGCCGUGGCGCACCUGGUGAGCUCCGGGGGCGCCCCGCCUCCGCGCCCCAAGUCGCCGGACCUGCCCAACGCGACCUCGGUGCCGCCUGCCGCCCCUCCAGAAACGCCCAAGAGCCCUCCGGCGAGGACUGGGAGCGGGAGCGCGGCGCCCGCGAAGACAGUAGAGGCUCGAGCGAGCUUCUCCAGACCGACCUUUCUGCAGCUGAGCCCAGGGGGCCUGCGACGCGCCGACGACCACGCUGGCCGGGCUGUGCAAAGCCCCCCGGACACCGGCCGUCGCCUACCCUGGAGCACAGGCUACGCCGAGGUCAUCAACGCUGGCAAGAGCCGGCACAAUGAGGACCAGGCUUGCUGUGAGGUGGUGUAUGUGGAAGGUCGGAGGAGUGUUUCAGGGGCACCAAGGGAGCCUAGCCGAGGCCAGGGACUCUGCUUCUACUACUGGGGCCUAUUUGAUGGGCAUGCAGGGGGUGGAGCUGCUGAAAUGGCCUCUCGGCUCCUGCAUCGCCAUAUUCGGGAGCAGCUAAAGGACCUGGUAGAGAUACUCCAAGACCCCUCGCCACCUCCCCUCUGCCUCCCAUCCACGCCAGGGGCCCCAGUUUCCUCUGAUUCCUCUCACUUGGUUGGUCCUCAGUCCUGCUGGUCUUCGCAGAAGGAAGUGACCCAUGAGAGCCUGGUCAUAGGGGCCAUUGAGAAUGCCUUCCAGCUCAUGGAUGAGCAGAUGGCCCGGGAGCGGCGUGGCCACCAAGUGGAGGGGGGCUGCUGUGCACUGGUUGUGGUCUACUUGCUAGGCAAGGUGUAUGUGGCCAAUGCAGGCGACAGCAGAGCCAUCAUCGUCCGGAAUGGUGAAAUCAUUCCAAUGUCCCGGGAGUUCACCCCGGAGACUGAGCGCCAGCGUCUUCAGCUGCUUGGCUUCCUGAAACCAGAGCUCCUGGGUGGUGAAUUCACCCACCUUGAGUUCCCCCGCAGAGUUCAGCCCAAGGAGCUGGGGCAGAAGAUGCUGUACAGGGACCAGAACAUGACCGGCUGGGCCUACAAAAAGAUCGAGCUGGAGGAUCUCAGGUUUCCUCUGGUCUGUGGGGAGGGCAAAAAGGCUCGAGUGAUGGCCACUAUUGGGGUGACCCGGGGCUUGGGAGACCACAACCUCAAGGUCUGCAGUUCUACCCUGCCCAUCAAGCCCUUCCUCUCCUGCUUCCCUGAGGUGCAAGUGUAUGACCUAACGCAGUACGAGCACUGCCCAGAUGACGUGCUAGUCCUGGGAACAGAUGGGCUGUGGGAUGUCACCAGUGACUGUGAGGUAGCUGCCACUGUCGACAGGGUGCUGUCAGCCUAUGAGCCCAAUGACCCCAGCAGGUAUGGGUUGUAUGGCAGCGAGGGGGGAACAGUGGGGAAGGAAGGGGCAAGGGAAGCAGUGUUUGGGGACCCACAUGAGGGCCUGUGCAUCUAUCUUCCUGUAUACAUGUUGGUACAUGAAUGUGCACAUGUGCUCCUGGCAGGUACACAGCUCUGGCACAAGCUCUGGUCCUGGGGGCCCGGGGCACCCCCAGGGAUCGUGGCUGGCGUCUUCCCAACAACAAGCUGGGUUCCGGGGAUGACAUCUCGGUCUUCAUCAUCCCCCUGGGAGGGCCAGGCAGUUACUCCUGAGGGGCUCAGCCCUGACCCUCCCACCACUAUCCCAGCCUCUCCAGUCUUACCCCUCUCCCAGCCCAAAUUCUGAAGUUGUCUCCCUGACCUUCUUUAGUGGCAAAUUAACUGAAGAAGGGGUAUCAGUUAGAUACAAAAUUAUAGCUAUUGGCAAAUAAACCAGAUGGAUAAAGGUGUGUGUC